CGCCUGGUAACCCGCAGAAAAGCCUCAGUGCGUGCUGAGGGAGGGCCCCUGAGGAAGGCGGUGCUCGGACGCGGGGCGGGGUUCUUGGUGUGGCUCCAGGCGGCUGUGGGGCCGAACUGUGAAAUUUAGGGGGGUUUUAUUCCCCGUGUAGCUGAGGAUGCCUUGGACCGCAGUUGUUGGCAUGUCGGAGAUGUCUGUUGAGGGAUCCAAGGAUUAGAUCAGCGAUGGGGCUCCCACGCAGAAAAUGCUGUGUUUUCCCACUGAGCACAGCUGUAACUCCGUGAAGCGUUAGAGUAGUAAGGUGGCUUGAGCUGAGAUACGUGUCUUUUAGCUAACAGGUAUCAUAGGUUGGAUGCUUUGUCAGGGGUAGGAGGUCCCAGAGGUCCCUCUCUACCUCCCAACAGGUAUUCCCGGGAUUUGGCCAGCGUUGUGUCCCUCAGCUGGGGUCCAAGGCAGGGGACACCACACACGGCCGGGGGCCGAUUCCUCCCCCAAACUGCUGGCAUCAGUCACACCUCAUAGAAAAUUUGUCUUUCAGGUCUGCGGCGUUUCUGUUUUAAGAUUCUCCCGUAUCUUAGUUAGUGUCUUUUGAUGGAGAGACGUCCAGCUCCCAUCUGAUUUACUCCCAUGAGUGAAUCAUGAAGCAUUUGACGCAGGAGUCCAUACAGUGCAUGAAUGCCUCAAAGCCUGCCUCUGAACACGUGCACAUGAUAUUAACAUCGGUUCAUCUUCAGCAGCACACCUUUUCUCCUGCUCCUCUUGUUUUCCAGUUGGUGGAAAAACAAUUCAUUGGAUCCUUUUACCACGUUUGAAAGGCAAACUCCCUUUGCAAUGUAAAUAACAAAAAUAAAGAUAAAAUCCCUUUGUAGCUGUUCCUAGAAAAGUUUCAGUGCUGCUUGUACUGCAUAACACUGUACUUCCUCUCCCCCCCACCCAAGUAACCACAUUUUUACUUUGUCUUUUAUGUUUCAAGAGUAGCUGUCUUUAGAAGGAUGUUGAGGCAGAGAAACGUCCUGUAAUUGUUGUAUCAGCUGCAUACACCCUGCAGGGCUGUGAUGCUUAAGGGUGUUGACUGCAAUCCCUCAGCAGGACCUGGCUGUGUCAGGAGGAAAUCUGUGUUUGUUCCAUUCCUCCAUGUGUGCUCAUAUCCUUGGGACAGGUGCUGAGUGUGCAGUCUGUGUUCUCCAGCAGAUACCUUGGACUGAAUCAGUGGGAAAGUCAGCAGAUACCUUGGACUGGAUCAAUGGGAAAGCCAGCACUGCCAGGAUUCUUUGCCUUUCAGUCUUCCCUGAAUCUUUCCACCAUGAAACAGCUGCCUGGAGAGACAAUUCGGCUCCUUUCAAGUUCUCAGGUGAUUACUUCAGUUGUCAGUGUGGUAAAGGAGCUGAUAGAAAAUUCCUUGGAUGCCAGUGCUACAGGCAUUGAUAUUAAACUGGAGAAUUAUGGGUUUAGCAAAAUAGAAGUAAGAGACAAUGGCAGUGGAAUUAAGGUUGAUGAUGUUCCAGUUAUGGCAAUUAAACACUACACCUCAAAAAUCAGCUCUUCUGAGGACCUUGAAAGGCUGACAACAUAUGGUUUCCGCGGGGAAGCUUUGGGCUCGAUUUGCAGCAUAUCAGAAGUUUUGGUCACAACAAAGACAGCUGCUGAUGAUUUCAGCAUUCAGUAUGCUUUGGAUAGCAAUGGACAUGUAACCUCUCAAAAGCCUUCCCAUCUUGGGCAAGGUACUACAGUAACAGUCCUAAAUUUGUUUAAGAAUCUUCCUGUAAGAAAGCAGUUUUACUCAACAAACAGAAAAUGUAAGGAAGAACUGAAAAAAGUCCAAGAUCUACUGACAGCAUAUGGUAUCAUAAAACCAGACCUGAGGAUAACAUUAACACAUAAUAAGGCAGUUAUUUGGCAGAAGACCAGGGUAUCAGAUCACAAAAUGGCCUGUAUGUCAGUUCUGGGAACAGCCGUUAUGAGCAGUAUGGUACCUUUUCAACACUGCUGCGAAUAUCCUGAGAUAAAUCUUUCUGGUUUUCUCCCAAAAGCUGAGUCAGACGCUUCUUUGACAAGCCUUUCAAGUUCAGAAAGGAGUUUCAUAUUUAUAAACAAUCGUCCAGUUCUUCAGAAGGAAAUACUGAAGUUAAUUCGACAGUACUACAGUCAGGUGACACAAAAGGAAUGUACUCGCUUAUAUCCUGUUUUCUUUUUGAGUAUUACUGUACCUGCCUCUGCUGUGGAUGUGAAUAUAACACCUGAUAAAACACAAGUUUUGCUGCAUUAUAAGGAAUCUGUCUUACUUGCAGUUGAAAAUGUGUUGAAAUCACUGUAUGGGCCAUUACCUGCUGCAGUCCCUGGUGAAAGUAAUAAAACAGAUGUUACCUCAGAAGACAUGUUUGUUCAUAGAACAGACCAAACAGAUGUGGCUGUUAAUGAAAUGGGACCAUCUGGAAAUGAUGAGCUACAUGCUCAUACUUCAUUCCUUUCACUCAGCAGUGAUGUGCAAAACUGUCAAGCAGGAAAAAACACAGAGAUCUGCUUAAAUCAUCAGACAUUUAGUGGUGAUAAUGUAUACAGUUGCUUGGACAAAAGAGAGGUUUCUAAGAGUGAUACCUUUUCAGACAGUUCCUCAAAUUUAUUGUGUGAGGAAGAAAAGAAUGGACAGAAUAUGGCUGAUAUUCAAAGUAAUAGUGUUCCUGUGGACCCUGAAUCUAAAAAAGCCAGUGAGCACCUUUUGAGUUCUGAUAAUACUGACAAAAUAGAUAAAAAUGAGGAAAUCUUAGUCCCUAAGGAUUUACCUGAAAUCUCUGCUGAUAGUUGGAGUAUGGGAAGUGCAUUUAAAGACAUUCUGGGAGACAAGCUGGAACCUGUUAAGAUCUUGAUUCCUGAAGUUGGAGGGACAACUAAUAAGCAAAAUGAAUACACUGGUGAAAAAAGCAGUGAUCCACAAAGCUCAAAUCAAAGCAUAAAGAAAAAAAAUGUAAUAAGUGAAAAAUUUGGACAUGUGACAGCUUAUGACUUAAUUAACAGCAAAAUAAUAAAGAAACCAAAGUCUGCAUUUGAAUUUUUCACACAUGAGUGUCGUCCAAAAUUGAUAGAUGAUAAUCCAAAGACCAGCAUGAAUGACAUCCUGCUGACAAUUGAAGAGCAGUGGAAGAAUUUGAAUGAAGAGGAAAAACAGAAUUACGAAAUAAAAGCCACUAAGGACCAGGAACGGUACAACAGAGAGGUCAAGAAAGCCAAUGCACAGCCAAUGCACCAACCAGCAAAGGAGGCAGAAAAACACAAACGCAAGUUAAAGAGUUCUGCAUCUGACCAGCAGAAGCUUGACAAGAUAUUUCAUAACCAGAUUGAAAAGAAGGGGAAACUGGAACAGCCUGUGAAAAUUGUGACAGUGCCUUUUGCUCUGAGUUCCUGUAGACGUCACCUUCAGAGGCCAGAGAGAAAUGUUUCAGAUGAACACGAGCUUUUCCUGAUCCGUCGUCAGAGUUUUCCUGAUGUCUGGAUACUUGCUACUGAAAAAAAUGUCAAGUUGCUGAAUCCAUAUAGAUUGGAAGAGGCCCUGCUAUGUAAGAGAUUAUUGGUGAACCAUAAGCUUCCUGUAGAGAAACUGGACACUCCAAUUGUGUUAACAGACAGUCUUAUUGGUGGAGCUCAGUAUAUGGCUGCUCUUUAUAAAAUGCAGAAGAAUUACCAGAGUUUCCAUGGAUCAGGUUAUUUGUCAGAUCCAAGGCUUGUAGCAAAUGGAUUCCAGAUAAAAGUGAUAGAAGGUGUUUCGGCUACAGAAAGUCAUCUGGAAAUAGAAGGGAUGGCAAAUUGUCUGCCAUAUUAUGGAAUUUCUGAUUUGAAAGAAAUUCUGAAUGCAGUAGUUAACAGAAAUGCAAAGGAAGUAUGUGAAUGUAGGCCUCUCAAAGUGAUAAAUUACUUGGAGGGAGAAGCAGUACGUUUAGCUCGGCAGCUGCCCUUACAUUUGUCAAAAGAAGAUGUGCAAAACACAAUUUACAGGAUGAAGCAACAGCUUGGAAAGGAAAAUAAAGGCUGUGUUCAUGGUCGUCCUUUUUUUCAUCACUUAACAGAUAUUCCAGAAGUUGACAAGCACAACUCCAUGGAAAUUAUUCAGUAAAUGGAACAUUUUGUUUGAGGUCAUACUUCUCUUGCUUAAUUUUGAUCACUACUCUGUAAUUUCAGUAUGUUUUGUGCAAAGCUUUUGUUUAAUGACUUUUCAUUGUGCAUGUUCACCUCCUAAAGACUUUAUUUAAAUAAAAAUGCUACUUGAAAACAGAAAAAAAUACUGUAAAAAAACAACUCACCACUGUUUUUUUAAAAAUACUUUAUUAAAGAAAUGUUCUCAA
Molecule: messenger RNA, 4334 nt
Organism: Lonchura striata (white-rumped munia)
Lineage: Eukaryota; Metazoa; Chordata; Aves; Passeriformes; Estrildidae
Source: RefSeq, a predicted model, not a curated record